Messenger RNA from Strigops habroptila (Kakapo), 7901 nucleotides. RefSeq names its product mex-3 RNA binding family member A (gene MEX3A). The transcript is spliced from 2 exons. Lineage: Eukaryota; Metazoa; Chordata; Aves; Psittaciformes; Psittacidae. Gene Ontology annotation, molecular function: RNA binding. The record is from RefSeq and is a predicted model, not a curated record. The coding region runs from base 331 to 1908 and encodes 525 amino acids.
CCGAGCCCGCCGGCGGCCGGGACCCGGGGGCGGAGGCGGCGGCGGCGGCGGCGGCGGCGGCAGCGGCAGCGGGGGGACCCCGGCGGGCUGGAAGUGCCUGUGCGAGGAGCUCGGGUUACAGAGAGAAAGGGGCUUGGCCAGGCGAGGGGAGGUGGGCGGAGGGUCCUUUUCUCUCUCUGUUUCUCUCCCUCUGCCUUUUUUUUCCCCCCUUCUCCCUCUCGAGCUCUUUGUGUGUCCCCCCCCCCACACUCCCCUCCUCUCGCUCUCACACCCCCCCCCCCUUCCCAACCAACCACCACCACCCAACCCCCUCUCAAGUCUUUGUUAGCCAUGCCUAGCCUGGUAGUACCAGGGAUAAUGGAAAGGAACGGGGGUUUCGGCGAUUUAGGCUGUUUCGGUGGGAGCGGCAAAGACAGAGCGCUGCUGGAGGAUGACCGGGCGCUGCAGCUCGCCCUGGACCAGCUCUGCCUGCUGGGGCUAGGCGAGCCUUCCUCCUCCUCCUCCUCCUCCGCCGUGGUGCUGGUGGAGGACAGCAACAACAACAACAAUAACCCGCCGCCGCCGCCGCCGCAGCAGCCCCCGCCGCCGCCGCCGCCGCCGCAGCAGCAGCCGCCGCCUCCACCGCCGCCACCGCCGCCGUCGGCCCCGAAGGGCUCGUCGGCUCCAAGCGCCGGGGCGGCGGAACCCAAGUUGUGCGCGUUGUACAAGGAGGCCGAGCUGCGGCUCAAGAGCAGCUCCAACACCACCGAGUGCGUCCCGGUGCCCAGCUCCGAGCACGUGGCCGAGAUCGUGGGCCGGCAAGGCUGCAAGAUCAAAGCCCUGCGGGCAAAGACCAACACCUACAUCAAGACUCCUGUGCGGGGCGAGGAGCCGGUCUUCAUGGUGACGGGGCGGCGGGAGGACGUUGCCAUGGCCCGGCGGGAGAUCAUCUCGGCUGCCGAGCACUUCUCCAUGAUCCGAGCCUCCCGCAACAAGGCUGGCACCACGUUCGGCAGCGCUCCCACCUUGCCGGGGCAAGUCACCAUCCGGGUGCGUGUGCCCUACCGCGUGGUGGGCUUGGUGGUGGGUCCCAAAGGUGCCACCAUCAAGCGAAUCCAGCAGCAGACCAACACCUACAUCAUCACACCCAGCCGGGACCGGGACCCCGUGUUUGAGAUCACCGGUGCGCCAGGCAAUGUGGAACGUGCCCGGGAGGAGAUCGAGACCCACAUCGCGGUGAGGACGGGCAAGAUCCUGGAGUACAACAACGAGAAUGACUUCCUGUCCAGCAGCCCCGACUCUGGCAUGGAGAACCGCUACUCAGAGGCCUGGCGGGUCCAUACGCCGGCGCCGGGCUGCAAGCCCCUCUCCACCUUCAGGCAGAACAGCCUGGGGUGCAUCGGCGACUGCUCUGUCGACCCCGUCUAUGAGACGCCGCGGCUGAAUGACCAAAAUGACUUCAAUUACGGUUACCUCUUCCCCAACUAUGGGGUGAACAAGCAAGAUCUGUAUUACGGGGUGCCGGAGUCAGGUGCCCCGAUGUGGGCUGGGCAGGAGAACACCAACCCCGUGUCGGUGCUCUUCUCGAAGCAGCAGCGGUCCAGCAGCACCGGCACCAUCCAUCCAAACUCCCACCGCUCCCCAUCCUCCUCCAUCCAAGAGCCCAAUCUCUCUGGUCUCCCCAGGCGGUCACAGGGGGAACCUCUCCAAGGGUUUUCCAAGCUGGGAACGACUACCACUGCCCGGACGUCCGUCUCCAGCAGCCGCGAGUGCAUGGUGUGCUUCGAAAGCGAAGUCACAGCAGCUCUGGUGCCAUGCGGCCACAAUCUCUUCUGCAUGGAGUGUGCCGUGAGGAUCUGUGAGAGGACUGAUCCCGAGUGUCCCGUUUGCCACGCUGCAGCCACUCAGGCCAUUAGAAUAUUUUCCUAAAGAGACACAGCAGGGCAUUGGGGUGUGGGGGGGUGGGGUAGGAAGGGAGCAUUGGGGGGGGGGGGGUCCAGGAGAGAAAAAAGAUGAUGCUAAUAAUAAUAAUAAUAAUGCUAAUGCUAAUAAUAAUAAUAAUGACAUCUGAAGAACAAACGAAUGAAUGAAAGAAUAAAUUAAUUUAAAGAAGAAAAAGAAGAAGAAGAAAAAAAAAGAAAUUAUUUUACAAGCAAUGUAUGUUAUUUUUUAAAAAAGAAAAAGUGAAUAAUAAAAUGAAAGUGAAUAGCAAAAGCCAGAAAUUGGGAAGAGCGAACGAUGCUCCAGCCUGCAGAUGUCUUCUGUAAAGCAAGUUCUCGGGACGCACACUCGGAUCUCGCAAGCAAAGCGGUUUAGUUCAGUUUCUUUUUGGUGGUGAGAUUGGGACUUCUCGGCAUGGACCAAGCCAGGCCAUCGGGAUCGGACAGGGAAGGGAGCAGGGAUGCGGGGAGGGCCCUGUGAGCCUUUCUUCUCCAGCCACUUCAUCUUGGUCUGAAGCCCCUACUCUCCUCCUCCCCAGGGAUGUCUCAGCCCAACUGGGAGCUUGGCAAGGAACAACUAGGAAGAAAGGAAAACGGAUGACAGGGAUUUAGAAGAGACAGCAAAGAAACCAUCGACCUCUGGGAACCUGUUAGAACGAGGGCACAACUGUAUUACCUCAAAGAUUUAAACACAAAAAAAACAGCUAAAGAACUUUUAUUGUUUUCCUUUUUUUCUACAAAAAUAAUAAUAAUAAAAAAAACCAAACAAAAAAAAAAAACACAAAAAAAGAAGAAAAUCCUUAAAAAGAAGAUGAAGAAAUCGAAGGUGACGCCGGUGAAAGGGCAGAAGGUUCGGAAGAACCUCCUGGAAUCGCACCGGGCGCUGAGCAGUUCUUUUGUUCUUCUGAGCCACCGUGGAGUCUGGAACUUUGUUCUUUUCUUUCCUUAUCCGAGCAGGGAUUUGUUCAUCAGACGAAUCAGGAGUCACUAACAGGGUAUUUCAAAUGCAGUCCUGAGUUCCCAUCCAUGGGGGGAGUGGAUCGACUUCCACGGUUCCGGAGUUCACUCUUCAUCCCUUUUUUCCAAGUGAUGCCAGCUGCAGCUACACACGUGCACACCCCUAACAUUGUGCUUUUCUUUUCUUAACGAAUAGAGAUAUAUAUCACACCAAAACCUAAGAGAGACGAUCAUGCAAUACAGGCAAUGAGCCCACACGAACCCAACGUGCAUCCCGCCAGAAAGCAAAAAAAGAACCACCCCGACUUUAUAGAGAGGAUUUUGUUGUCGUCGUUUUUAAACUGGACCAAAACUUUUUGUUACCCAAAAAACCAAGUGGGGGGGGGAAAUAAAAUAGAAGAAAGAAGUAUUUCUUUAUGGACCAAAACCUCGCCGCUGUCCUUUGCCUGGAUCUUCCUGAGGUUGGCCACUUUUAUAGAUUCUAUUUUUUUCAGAAGGAAACAAAAAAAAACCACAAAACACAAAAAAAUUUGCCUUGUUGAACAUCCUUGAAUCAUUUCAAGACUCCUGGUUUUGUUAAAUGAAAUACUUGUGGAAAGCCUUGGGAAGUGGGAGAGGAUGGGCUUCGAGUCUGGCUUCAGUGCCCCAGGCACGCGAGCUGCAAGCCAGCACCUUCACAUCAUCAGGUUUGUUCAACCAGUGUCUGGAUGCCAAAAUGCUGUGAUGGUAAAGAUGUGUGUUGGAUUAACCUAUCAAGUACCAGUUAUACCUAUCUAUAAAUAUAUGUGUAUAUAUAUAUAUAGGCACUUAACUCAUCAAGCACCUAUAUAUAUAUAUAUGUGUAUAUAAUCAUAUAUAUAUAUAAUUUUUCUCCCACCACCACCGCUUCCCCAUUUCCUACCCCUUGACUUCUGCUCACAGAUCCCAGACCCUGGUUUAGAACUGAACCAACAAGUGUCCCAACUUGCUCUAGACAGUUCUACUUUUCCCCUUCAGUUACAGGAGACUUUCUGUUCAUCGUAAGGACAUUCCUGGGAACAUCCCCUCUUCUGCUCAGUUUGCUGCCGCUUGCUCCCGGUUGCUGCCUCCAUCCCAGUAUGGGCUUCUGGAGCCUCACUGGAGGAGAGGCUGAGCUUGCCACUCUUGGGGUGGGCUGCUCCGGUGCUCUGUGUACACUAAAGAUCGACUUUUGGUCUUCCGAUAACGGGUGGAAGGGCAUGAAAUGCUGUUCCUCCACCAGUUUGCGUCAGCGGUAAAAUGCUACCUAGGGGCAAGAGGUGGCUGGAGGGGUGGAUGACAUUCCCAGGCUCCGGAGCGGAUGCUGAUGUUCUGGAGAAAGUAAAAAGAAAAGAGAUGCUGUGCUAAAGGGACACUGUCAGGUGGAAUUUGUGCUUGCUUCCUCCCCAAAGCUUUAAGUGAUCUCCGGCCACGUGGUCCCGGCGCUGCACCGGGAGCAGGUUGGGAAGGGAGCGCUUCCCAGGGGAAGGCGCUGCGUUUUGGACCCGCCGCUGUGGGUGCCGUGGGGAGAUGGAGGGCGGGGGGUGCUGGGCUCCCAAAGCCUCCCUGGACUGGUGCUGUUCCAGGGCACAGAAGCCUUCCAUCCAUCCAUCCAUCCAUCCAUCCAUCCAUCCAUCCAUCCAUCCAUCCAUCCAUCUAUCCAUCCAUCCCCUUGGCAAAGGCUUCCGAGCCCCAGCCAGCUCUGGCCACAUCCUUUCUAAAACUGGCCCUCCUUCAAAAUCUGGCUUUGUUUUGGUCCCAGUCAAAGAAGGGGAAGGGAGAGGGGGAACAUUCCUGUUCUCUGGGUGGAAACCUCUUCCCUCCCCACCACACCACCUCCACCAUGUCCUGUUCCCCCACCCCAGGGUUGGAUUUGAACUGUUCCUUGUGCAGAAUUCUCCCGCUGAUGUCGAGAGAGUGGCUGGGGCAAGAGCUGGGGGUGGGAGGGCGACGGGUGGGUCAGGGGGGGUCCAGCCCCCAUUGGAAGGGGCGUUCGGAAGCGUUGGUGUUGGUGAUGGAGGGGAUUGAGCUGGGAACUCCACCGGGAAUUGCUUCCCCCUGCCGGGCGCCCCGGGGCCGAUGUGUUAGUUGAGUGACUAGUCGUUCUUGGCUGAGUGAAGUCUGUUCGUGGUAAUGUGAGCAAGUUUUUGAUCAAUGUCUUUCUUUGAUUGCCAGGUUAUGAAGAGGUGGGUGGGAGCGGGGAGGGGGGAAGGAGACACCCAUGGUGGGGACCUGGGGUGGGGGGGGACCUAUUCUAGCACUGACCCUAAGGAGUGGGAAGGGGAGGGAAGAGGGGGCUCUUGGCCGCUCCCUUUAUCUCUUCCCUUACCUUAACAAGAGAAAGUGAUGUAAAAGCCUCCUGCAUGCUGAAAAAUGUUAGAGAAAAUGAGAAAAAAAAAGGUCUUUUUAAGAAAAAAAAAAAGGAAAAACCACAAAAAAAAAAAAAGGAAAAAAAAAAAAGAAGGAAUUCUGACCCAAACAAACGUCCAUGCUUGGUGGGAACCAGAGCAGGGUUGUCCAUCCGUCUGUCCAGGCGGCACCGCGGCCACCCCUCUCUGCAGACAAGGUUCCUACUUGAGUCUCCAAGUUGGCCUUUAAUAAAAUCUUCAGUUCCAAUAACCUUUAUAUAUAUAUAUAUACACAUAUAUAUAUACAUAUACAUAUAUAUUAAAAGAAAGCUUGAUGUAGCAGUUCUAGUUUAAAAUUGAAUAGAAAGUGUUUCGGCCCCUGUUUUCUUUUGAGUUCUCCCUUUCCCCUCCCCGCACCUCAUCCCAACUCCAUAGUUUGAUGUAGCAACUUGGGAAGAAAGCAAAACCAGGCGCUGUAAAACGCACCGAGAGCUACCUCUGGCCUGAGAAUGGGGCUGCCCGGGGGCUGGGGCAGUGCAGGGGGGGCCCUGCAGCACCCGCAGAGGUGCAGCCCCAGGUGCUGUUGCCAUCCAUCCAAGAGGAGCCCGGUUGCGGGGCUGAAACAACAGAAUUUGCAUACCUAUUUUUUUUUUUCUCUCUCUUUUUAAAUAUAUGUAUAUAUAUUAAAAAAAAGAAAAAAAAAAGGAAAAAAAAAGCUUAAAAAAGAAAAAUCAAUAAAAACAAAAAACAAGAAAAAUGCCCAUGACCUUAACUGUUUGCUCUGACUUGUAUCUUCCUUGAUAGGUGUCUAAAAAUGGCUUGUUGGUCUGAUUCACCAGCAAUAACUCAAGUUCACUAAAGACAGAGCCCUCCUCCCGGCACCCUGCCCUGCUCUGCACCAGGGUCCGAGCGGCAUUCCCUGCUUUCCUCUUUCCUCCCACCCAGCAGGGAUGCUCCUUGCAAUAGGAGCAGCAGUAUAAACCAGCUAGGCUGAACCUCACUAGCUUCACCUGCCCUCAGCAUCCCUCCCAGGGCGCUGGGUAACCCAUUUGGGGUGCUGUGUUGCUACAGGGCACCUUCCUUGUGCCCAGGGAGGCAGAGGAAUGCUGUCCAGGUCUUUCCAAGCCAUCCCAACUCUCCCUCCCUUGGGUUUAGGAGCAGUAAAACUCUUGCAAGGGAGCCUGGUCCUCAAGACCCCCAUCCUUAAAGCUUAACUUUAUGGCCAGCGAGGAGCCCACCAAACCGGGGGGCUCCUGGCAGUGCUGAAGCAAAGCACGUGCAGGAUGGGACCUCACGGGUGGCCCAAUGCAAGUGGUCGCUGCUGGUUUCCCCUUGGGGGAGCGGGUUGUGCUGGAGUGUUUACAUCUAGUGGGAAUGGUGGAGCCAGUGUGGGGCUGAGGACCUGACUGGGACUUGCUGUGCGCGAUGGGAUGCUCCGGCCACUCAUCCUGCGGCAGGUCCCCAAAAACCCGGGGGCCUUGAAGCGUAGCUGCAUUGGAAGGUGCUGAGCUGUCAGCAGGAGGCUUCCAUGUCCAGGCAGGAUCAGACUCAUCCAGGAAGAGGGAGUGGACCUGGGAAAUGGGGCUGACUUGGUGCCGGAUGCCGCUGGGAUGUCUGCGUGUGCUUUGCCAAACUGCACCAAAAGCAAGGAGCAGGGGCUCCGGAGCUUUGCUGAAUCUGGGACUCAUCCUGCAGUCUUUUCCUUGUGGGUGCAGAGCUGAGGUGGUGUCAGGGCUGCGGGAACAUCCCUCGUCCCGGGGUGCUGGGCUGGGGGGGGCUUGGGGGUGAUGCCAAAACCUGCUGCGUCCUAGGCCGGUGUUUGCAGGGCACCACGGUGGGGACAGAGACUCCUGGCGAAGGGAUGGUGCGGGGGAGAGGGUGACAACAGGUAACAAAGGGAAAGCAGAGAGAGAAAGUACUAUCGUGCUGUGAUGUCAUCCUCAUGGACAGAAAUUAUAUAGAGAAUAGUGUGUAUUAUAAUACAGAACAAAAGAGAAGAAAAAAAAAAGAACCAAAAUUGGAUUUAUAUUUAAUGAGGAGAUCCUAUAAAAAUAUCUUGUCCUAACUCCCAUUUGCAAAAGUAUUUUUCAGCUGGAGGGAAUAUCUAUUAUUUUUUUUCUCUUUUCUUUCUUUCUUAUAAAAAAAAAGAAAACUAAUGAAUAAUCUCCAUCCAUACAAAGGCUCAGACUGUUAAUAUUGUGAACCUCUGAAAUCACUGCUCCAACCUGUUUCUUUGCGAGUUGAAGUGUUUAUUUUGAUGCAUUUUACUGGUGUUUUUUAAAGAGAGAGAGAGGAGGGAAAAAAGAAAAAAAAAAAAAGACUUAAGAUUUUAAAAUUAGAACAUUUCUUUAUAAUUUAAUAUUCUAUUUUAAUAAAUGCAUUUAUUACAUGUAAAUGUAGCAAGGAACUGGGCUAAUAAAAAUACUUUUUAUUAGGUAAUUUAUUAUAAGAAAAAAAAAGGAUAUUUUAUUUUAUGAUAAAGUGAUCCUUAAAAGUUUAGAAGGUUUAGAAUAUAUGUAGGUUAAAAAAUACAUUUGUAUCCAGAGUAUUGCUUACAAAGUGUUUUUAAUAUAUGUUUCCUCUUUUUGUGUGUGCGUGUGUGUAUGUACAAGGUGAUAGUCAUGGUGCAGAUAGCCCUUUCCAGAAACGAGACAUUAACACAGUUGGAUGUAUUUAAACA